This is a messenger RNA of Perkinsus marinus ATCC 50983, 1293 nucleotides long. RefSeq names its product cortactin-binding protein, putative. Gene Ontology annotation, molecular function: protein binding. The record is from RefSeq and is a predicted model, not a curated record. Lineage: Eukaryota; Perkinsozoa; Perkinsida; Perkinsidae. The transcript has 9 exons. Bases 1 to 1293 code for a protein of 430 amino acids.
AUGCCCGAUUUGCAUGGACCUUAUCUGGACAAAUGCCUCUGCGUUGCAAUGGAAGAUAUUGGUGGCGAGAAUGCUCCCGAGAAAAGCAAACGAAUUAGAGAAUUACUAAUUGACGGAGCGUCGCCAAAUUCGGUUGAUGAGAAUAACCGUCAUAUUAUAUGCGAACCAUCACUGCGUGGAAACGUUGAAGUUCUUCUACUGCUUGUGGGCUUUGGGACUAAUGUGAACUUUUUCCUAAAACCAGAGGGGGAUAGCACGGCAAUCGGCCCGAGCAAUGCGGCCGAUGCUGUGGCAGCACUAGGACGGCAGAUCUGGAAUCGAGGCGGGCAGGUCCGCUUGGGUGAGGACAUGGGCUCCAACUCGUCGGUGGAUCAGAUUGACAGAGAGGAAUCGGCAGUAUAUGGCAGUCGCAUGUCAACUGAUCGGCAAGCUCCCCUGCAAAUGUGCGUCCAAUCGGGGAACACAGCAGCGGUCGCUAUUCUGGCAAGACACACGAAUCUGUUGAUAAUGGAGGAAGAGGAGGAGGACAACAAUCGUCUGGCUGCGAUGAGGUUGCUCACGCGAGGACCAGUGCUGGAUCCGUUGGCGCCUAUUCUGAAGGCUUCCCUACUGAUUCGAUACGAGGUGUUGGCCGCCGCGGUGAUGCAGGGGUGCCAGUCUGUGGCAUUGAGAAUAAUAACAGAUGGGAAGAGGAAACAGGAGAGCACAGGCGUCGAGUUUGACGUCAUGCGAAUUUUCUACGGAUAUGAAGCUGCAGGAGUGCCUAUUAUCCCCAUGUUUCGAAUGCCGCUGCUGCCAGCUGAGCUGGCAGAAAAAUACGGCAAUGAUAUCGAGGGACGAAAUCUGAUCCAUUUGGCGGUUGAAAACGGUCAAGUAGAGAUGUUGGAGGCUCUGAUAAACACUAAUUUGUUCCCAUUGCCAUAUGCAUUGGAGGCUCCUACUGAGCCUAAUCCGGCGCCACAAAUCGAGAUGCCUAUGCUGGCCGCUGGGGCGGGCCAUACGCCGCUCCAUUUGGCGGCAUUGAAGGGAAACAUCGACGUUGUUACAAGCCUUGUUGACGCGGGAGUAAAUGUGAAUAUCACUAAUAGACUUGGGCAAACGAUACUCGACGUGGCGCUUAAAUACGACCAGGAGGAUGUCGUUAAUUUCAUACGAGCUCUCGAUCUCUACGACGCUGCCAAGCAGGGCGAUAUAGGAGUCUUUGACCAUCUCGAUCUGCGCAAGAGAGAGCACAUGACGAUCUUAAAGCGGCCGCACAGAAGAGAAACUUUCCGUUUUUUGAUAAAGUUGUGA